Molecule: messenger RNA, 1920 nt
Organism: Dichomitus squalens LYAD-421 SS1
Lineage: Eukaryota; Fungi; Basidiomycota; Agaricomycetes; Polyporales; Polyporaceae
Product: mitochondrial amino-acid acetyltransferase
Exons: 3
Coding region: 1-1920 (639 amino acids)
Biological process (GO): L-arginine biosynthetic process
Cellular component (GO): mitochondrial matrix
Molecular function (GO): arginine binding; L-glutamate N-acetyltransferase activity, acting on acetyl-CoA as donor
Source: RefSeq, a predicted model, not a curated record
AUGCUUUCUCAUUCUGCGGCUGCAGCUCGUAUAGGCUGCCGAAACACUGUCAAUCCAGCCUCUGCCCACUCGCGCUCCGCCCAGACAUUCAAGGCCUUCUAUGCCACAAUACGAAGUCUCCGAACGCCUUAUGAGCCGCCGGAACCAGAUGACGUGGAACCUUCAGAAAAGGACUUCAUCCUUUCUCUCCUCCGCGCGAACCCUUCUCUGAGGGAUACCAGGUCCUACCUGGCUUCCUUUGGUCCUCGUCCUAUGCCUGCGCAGCCCGCGGCGCCUCGUACGGCGGUGAUCCCGGUCCAGACGGAUGAAGACGUAACACAGCAGGCGGAUACAAAGCCGCCGGACAUCAAAAACUCUCCUAGUCCUGUGGUCGCGUCUAUACUGAAUCCAGUGUAUCGGCGAACCGCCCUCGUCAAAAUCCAGGCGCCCUUCACGGACAGGCAGCUCGAAAGCAUCGCGCGUGGCAUGGUGUACCUCGAGAAGCUCGGCCUCGUCUCCGUCAUCGUCCUCGAGAACGACCAGCUCCCGCGCGGCGACUCGCGCGAGCGCACCGCGCUUGUAGAAGAAACGAUGCGCGUCGUGAAUGCACUCGAAAAGCAGGGAGCGCGAGCUCGUCCGGUGCUCGGGACGGUUGUGCGCUUGGGCCCAAAGCCUGGAGAGGAGCAUACGUCCGGAUCGCGAGAAUUCGACCCACCGGAGGCGCACACCUUCCCUUCCGACCUUGUUCACAUUCGGUCGGCGCUCCGCGCGGGCGAGAUUCCUGUCCUCCCACCGCUGGCAUUGGACUCGCUCUGCCGGAGCGUCCGAGUGGACGCGAACGACGUGAUUGCCGCACUUGUCCGAGGAAUGGUCGAAGCCGCUGCGCUGGACAAGAAUGCUGCGGUUCGGGAGGAUAGUCCGUCUUCGUCUCCGGAAGAGAUGGACCUUGUCCCUCUGCGCCUCAUGAUCAUCUCUCGAGAAGGAGGGGUUCCUUCGUAUGCGCGUCAGGGCAUGCCCCACCUACUGAUCAACCUGACUUCGGAAUACGACUACAUUCGGAAUACCUUCGACCCGCGAUGGAAGCUUACACAUUCUACUGCUCUGUCCAAUCUCAGGCUCGCUCGAACCUGUCUCGCUUACAUGCCCCCGACCUCCUCCGCCGUCAUGGUCUCGCACCGUUCUCCGAGCUCCCUGAUCGGUAACCUGAUUACCAACAAACCCGCCCUGAGUUCCAGUCUCCCUCACGCCCUUCUACAAGGCAACCGCAAGCUUACUCCAGACACUCCGACUAUCUUGCGCCACGGUCUCCCCGUCCGUGUCGUCCGCCGCGUCGAUGAUCUCGACAAGACCAAGCUUAAAAAGCUCCUCGAGCACUCCUUCCGCCGCGAGCUCGAAGAGGACGCCUUCUGGGCGCGCAUGGAGCGCGACCUCGACUUCGUCAUCGUCGCCGGCGACUACGCCGGCGCCGCCAUCGUCACACGCGAGCCGUGCCCACCCGGGACCCCCGACACGGUCGCCCCGAUCACGUACCUCGACAAGUUCGCGGUACUGCCCGAGCACCAGGGCGACGGCACCGUCGACUUCCUCUGGGUCGCGCUGCACGACGAGACGUACGGCCUCGGCCUGCCGUUCUCCGCGAACCCGAACGGCGGCAAGGAGGGCAAGGGAGAGGGCCGCGACCUGGUCUGGCGCUCGCGUGCGGACAACCCGGUCAACAAGUGGUACUUCGAGCGCAGCACGGGCCACAUCCGCCAGGGCGACUGGGUGCUGUUCUGGUGCGAUGCCGAGGCGCGGCUCAAGACGGAGGAGGGCCGCCGGGCGAGCGCGGGCCUGUCAUACCUCGAAGAUUGGGAGGUCGGCAGGCUCGCGACGUGGUCCGACGUGGUGAUGAAAAUACCGUCGAGCUGGAAGCCGAAGCCGGCGAAAAAGCAGCUGAAGUGA